AUGGAUUUAUCGCCAGGCGAUAUAGUUGAAGGUGUAGUUACUAAGGUUGCUAAGUUUGGAGCCUUUGUUGAUUUAAAGGAUGGCAAAAGUGGUCUAGUACAUAUUUCUGAAAUUGCAGAUACUUUUGUUAAGAAUAUCAAUAAUCACAUCUCAGAAGGUGAUGAGGUUAAGGUCAAGGUUCUUAGCAUUGAUGAAAGGGGGAAAAUUGCCCUUUCAAUUAAGGAUGCCAUUGAAAAAAAAGAAGAGUCUAAGAAUGAAAAAGUAGACCAAAGAUUCGAAGACAUCUUGAACAAGUUCCUCAAGGAAAGCAAUACAAAGCUUGACGAAGCUAGAGCAAGAUACAAUCAAAAGACAAAGAAGAAGAAUUCUAGAAAUUAG
Molecule: messenger RNA, 378 nt
Organism: Trichomonas vaginalis G3
Lineage: Eukaryota; Parabasalia; Trichomonadida; Trichomonadidae
Product: bacterial PP-loop family / ribosomal protein S1 (RPS1) domain protein
Exons: 1
Coding region: 1-378 (125 amino acids)
Biological process (GO): translation
Molecular function (GO): structural constituent of ribosome; mRNA binding
Source: RefSeq, a predicted model, not a curated record